AUGUCAGAAAGGGGGGGAGAAGUUACAACUGCAGCUCCAAAACUGUGGUACGAUGCGUUGGGGGAAACGCUGUACAGCCUUGUGUCUUUCAUGGAAGGCUACGACCAACAGGUGUUGUCCAUGUGUAUGCGGGCUUUUGAGUUAACGUUGGGGUUUUCUCAAUCUCAGUUGUCUACUUUGGCAACCGUAUCCACUAUGUCCCGCAUGGGUUGCUGCAUAAUUUGGGGAUUAUUGGCAGACCUGCAUGAGUCAAACUACGUGCUUGGUGGUGGCCUGUUAGUGAUGGGUAUGGCUUCGGUUUUUCUAAGUUCCGCGUCGCACUACAAAGUGGUUCUAUUUUUGCGUUUCUUACAUGGCCUUGGUUUUGCGUGCGUUUACCCCGUGCAACAAAAGAUUGUUUCCGAUUCAACUGAUUCAAAGGAUUCAAAACAAUCAAAGGAAGAGAAGGAAUCAAAGGCUAAUACUAUAUUCACACGCCUCCAGGCUCUAAACUGCAUCGGGCGUCUGUUAUGCGCCGUCAUAACCACGCUGAUUGCCCGUAAAAUAUUGUUGGGCUAUUAUGGCUGGCGGACAUCCUACGUUGUGUUGGGGUACGUAUGGAUAUUGUUUGGCAUUGCAAUUACAUUUGGAAUGGAAAGUAAAAAAUGUCAGGAAGUAAACAGCGACUCUCAAGGUAAGAAUGACUUUAAAACGCUUAUAUCGAACGCCUUUAACGAAGUAUUCACGAAUGCGACAGCAGGGAUAUCCAUAUUUACUAUAUUCAUCGCAGAAGCUCCAAUGUGCGCUUUUAAUUAUAUGACCAUAUACUUGCAAUAUUUGGGAGUCUCUGACGUAAUGGCAGGCGUUGCUAUUGCAGUUACACUAAUAGGGGGCGCAGCGGGAAGUGGAGGGGGCGGGCAAAUUAUAAAGGAGUUAUCAAAACACGCUAAAGGAUACGGCGAACUUAGUUCCGGAUGUAUAGUAAUGAUCAUACGACUAGUUGUGUGUCUGUUGUUCUUCCUAGGGAACCCACCAUGUGGGAAGUUGCUUUGGUAUCAUUAUGUGGAGUUGGCAACACUUGGGGGGACAUUAGUUACCAUGGGCGCGGUAGACAGAACUGUUAUGCUUAAUGUAAUUCAAAAACAGUCUCAGGCAACGGCAUCCGCCAUAGUUCGAACCAUAUCAGGCAUCGCCAGUAGUGUCAUUCUCUUCCAGGUUUGUGCAUAUUUGACAGAGAAGGUGUUCGGCUACGUACCUUCUAGGGAGUCUUUUGAAACCAUGGAUGCAUCUGUUAAAGAAAGAAACGCCGAAGCCCUGCGGAAAUCCAUGAUGUACAUUAUAGUGGCAGGUACAUUACUAAACCUUGUUUGCUACGUUGCGAUGUUUUUUACCUAUCCACAAGCUAGAAUAAAUAAAGAUGAUGAAAAGGUACAAGUAGAAGCAUCAACAUCCUAA
Messenger RNA from Babesia ovata, 1434 nucleotides. RefSeq names its product major facilitator superfamily member protein. Gene Ontology annotation, cellular component: membrane. The record is from RefSeq and is a predicted model, not a curated record. Bases 1 to 1434 code for a protein of 477 amino acids. Gene Ontology annotation, biological process: transmembrane transport. Gene Ontology annotation, molecular function: transmembrane transporter activity. The transcript has 2 exons. Lineage: Eukaryota; Apicomplexa; Aconoidasida; Piroplasmida; Babesiidae.